Messenger RNA from Truncatella angustata, 1614 nucleotides. RefSeq lists its product as uncharacterized. Gene Ontology annotation, cellular component: small-subunit processome; box C/D methylation guide snoRNP complex. Gene Ontology annotation, molecular function: histone H2AQ104 methyltransferase activity; rRNA methyltransferase activity; RNA binding. NCBI's taxonomy places the organism in Eukaryota, Fungi, Ascomycota, Sordariomycetes, Amphisphaeriales, Sporocadaceae. Gene Ontology annotation, biological process: rRNA methylation; box C/D sno(s)RNA 3'-end processing. The record is from RefSeq and is a predicted model, not a curated record. The annotation marks the transcript as partial. The transcript has a single exon.
UCCGCCCAGAAUGCGAACGGACCUGCCACCAAUACUCACACCGUCACGGCAUUGGGAAGAUGGUCCAUCCUGAACAAACAGCUCCCAGCCGUGGAAACAAUCAAGACGAUCCACGUUUACGACUUCGACAACACUCUGUUCAAGACGCCCCUGCCGAACCCGAAGCUGUGGAACGGCCAGACCCUCGGCAACCUGGCAUCACCCGACAUCUUCAUCAAUGGUGGUUGGUGGCACGACUCGCGAAUUCUCGCGGCCACAGGCGACGGCGUUGAACGCGAGGAGCCCCGAGCUUGGGAAGGCUGGUGGAACGAGAAGAUCGUCGAGCUUGUCAGGCUCAGCAUGCAAGAGAAGGAGGCCCUGACCGUCAUGUUGACUGGGAGGUCUGAGCGUGGCUUCUCCGACCUAUUGAAGCGCGUAGUGGCGGCCAAGGGUCUUGAUUUCGACCUGGUCGGGUUGAAGCCCGCCGUGGGACCUCAGAACGAGCGUUUCACCAGCACCAUGAACUUCAAGCAGAUCUUUCUCGAGUCGCUCAUGGAAACCUACAAACAAGCUGAAGAGAUCCGCGUUUACGAAGACCGGGUCAAGCACACCCAAGGCUUUCGCAGCUUCUUCACCGACUACAACAGGCGCCAGGAAGGCUACGGGGGAAAGAAGACCCGCGGGCCCAUCAACGCCGAGGUCGUACAGGUUGCCGAGAUCUCUACUUUCCUGGAUCCUGUGGUCGAGGUCGCAGAGAUCCAGCAUCUCAUUAACAGCCACAACGCUCUGCUCAGGCAGAAGCCCUCCCAGCGCGGUCGCAAUCAACAGCCUCUGAUCAUCAAGAAGACCGUCUUCUUUACCAGCUACAUGGUCGGCAAGGAGGACACCCAGAAGCUACUCAAGCUGUCCAAUUUCCCGAACAGCAAUGAUUUGAAGGUCCAUGGCAACAAUAUCAUGAUCUGCCCAAGACCCUGCCCCCAGAGCAUCCUCGAAAAGGUGGGCGGCAUGGGCGCCAAGAUGAAGUGGAAGGUAACUGGCACUGGUUGCUUCGAGAAUAAUAUCUGGGCCGCCUCCGUUGAGCCAGUUCCGCCGAAUGCCAAAUACCACACCGACAAUCCAAGUCCGCUCGUCGUUCUCGCCAUCCGGAAGGGUGCACGACCUAUGGAUGCGGGCAAAAUCCAGAACUGGCACCCCGUUCCACCCGAGAAGGCCUACAUUCUUGACACCACAGUCAGCGAGAAGGUCUUGCUACGUAUCGAGCCCGAAGACCCUAACGAGAACGCUUACGAGAGUUUGUUCGCCAAUAAGGCAUCUAAGCGCAAGCACACCGGCGACGACAACCAUGCCCCUCGCCCUCGUGACAGCAGUGGCAAUUUUGCUAACUCUGCCGGAGAUCGUGGCGGCUUCAGGGGAGGCCGUGGUGGCCGCGGUGGCUCAAACCGAGGUGGCAACCAUACACCCAGUCGUGGAUAUCGUACCGGCCCUCGUGGCGGCGGCCAUCAUAAGAAUGCUGGUCGCGGCGGCAAAGGUGGCGGACACAAUUAUCGCUCGCUGGAUGACGUUGGCAACCGAGAGAACCAAGCCUACGGUGGGCCCAACUCUGGUGUUUCGUACGACGACAGCUUUCCGUCGCUA